GUUUAAACUUCAAAUAAUGUGAGAAGCUUUUUUCAUGUAGUAAAAAGUUUAGAAGAAUUAUGAUUCAUACCUGCCAGCUGAUGUUUGUUUGUUUGUCUGCUUUCAAAAAUUCUGCGCUCGGGAUCAUCUUAUGGCUGUGGAUGUUGUGCAUGGAUAUAUUUAGUUCUUAUCUUGUCCAUAUGCCUAUGAUACUUUUGCUAUGCCACUCCAUGUAGAUCCUAGAAAACACGAACUUCUAGAAGCUAGAAUUCAAGGAAAUAAUCAUAUAAAUCAAAUGAAUAAUAUCCCUGUAUCAACAAAGACGGAUUCAUAUGCAUCAGCAUAUAUGUAUCCUAUAGCAGCAGAUGAAUCGUCGCGUACUCCAGAACAUUCAGCUUUGCGUGGAUCUUCUAGUCCAUCUAGUUCGGCUGGUGAACAUGAUUUAAGCACUAGCAGUAGUGAUCCUAAACCAGUAACAACUGUUAUCCCUUCAACACCAGCAGAACCAAACGAACGGAUUCCGAGCAGUGCAGACGUGAGCAAAAAAUUUCAAAAUUCUACCAAUCAGAAUAGUAAUCGCUUGGAUAUCACCAAUUUACCUCUUAGUAUACAAAAUCCCCAAACAUUUGUACAAACUCAGUCAGAUUAUGUGACUUCACCUACAACUCCAAAAAGAAAUAGAAUGCCUUCAAGUUCCACUGGAGAGUUUGAUAAUACAACAAACGAUGGAGCUCUUGCUUCACCUGUCAAAUCAGGUGAUAAGUUUUUAGAAUCUUUAGCUACUGGUGCUCCAGCCAAUCCUAUGGGUUCACCUCAGUGUUUACAAUACCUUUCAAGAUCCAAUUCUAUGCACACACCUUCCACUGUUGCUGGCAACAGUCCUAUUAAAUCCCAAACAUCUGUAAAUGAUAAGAAUAAUCCAUAUUUCACAUUCCAACCAUCUGUUCAACCCAGUCCUAUAGUUGUUGAAACAAAUAAUCCUUCUGUCUAUGAUCCAUCUCCAUCUAUAAAGCCACCUACUUCAACGCAUGGUGGACAGGUUGACUCCUUACCGUCUAGAAAUGGUACAAAAAAGCGACGAAAACCUGCCAACUCUGAAGAUGUUCACACACCGAAGGCGAAGAAAUUGAUUGGUCAAGAUCGUGGUUCGAAACGUAUUGAUGAAAUCUUUAAAUUCAUGCCUGGUCCCUUGUAUUCAUCCUGUGGUUCAACAAGCCCAAUACGUAAUCCUCGCCCACAAAGCCCUUCCCCUACAGGUGGUCACUCCCUUGAUAAUCAAAUGGUUGGAACAACGCAUAACUACAUCCCAUCAGUGAAUAAUGAAGCUGUAACUACAAGUUGUGGUGGAAGUAAUGAUCAAAUGGUGAUUACAUCAGCAGCUUCAGGUGUUCAAUUUACAAAUAAUGCAGUAAAUUUUCAAUUGUCACCUGUUCGCGCCAAUAGUACAGCAAGUUUAAGCGAUAGUUCUGGUGACAAUCCUGUCUCUAUGGUUGGAUUAACUAUGGCUGUAAAUAUGAAUGCAAAUCCAGUCUCUUGUACUACACCUUGCAAUGCUAAUCCACUACCUACCUACACUAACCUGCACACAUCUGUAAAUCUGAAUUCAUCUUAUCAUCCUCAAGUGGGACAAGCAAAUUUCAAUUAUCUAGGCUCUGCAUCCAGUUUAAAUAGUCCUAUAUCUCAUGUUCCAGGUGGUUUAAACACCAACACCAGCACCACUGCCACCAUUCCUAUUGUAACUGGAUCUGGUGUUGUAAACACUUUCAAAUCUCAUGUUGGAGUGCAAACAGAUGAAGCUGUCACUUCGACGGUAUUAAUGAAUGAAUCUAUUAUGAUAGAAGAUUCUCAGUGUAUAAAUUCCACAUCUUUGCAUAACAAUCCCCCUGCUGCUCCUCCUCCUACUUCUGCUUUAUUUACUACGACAUCUGGUGCAUCUUUACCCGUGGUUAUUACUGUUGAAAGUCUUCAACGGCGUAUAGCUGACUUAGAGCAUGAAAAUGCUAUUCAACGUGAAAGUAUUACAAAACUUCAAGAAAAUGCUCUUCGUUCUCGAGAAAUGAUACGUGAAUUAUUAAUUGAAAAAAGUCUAUUAGAGAGAAAAACUACACGUCAAAAAGUCAUGGAAAAUCGUUUACGAUUAGGUCAGUUUAUAACUCAAAGACAAGGUGCUCAUUUUGAAGAAAAGUGGAUUGAAGGCUCAAGAUUUAAAGAAUUAGAUCAACGUCGUAAAAAUAUUGAACAUGUUCGUGAAGAGAUUGAACGUAAAAAGAAACAAUGGAAUAAACGUAAACCAAAUGUUGGUGAAGGGAAAAAGAGUACUAAAUCUAAGUAUGAUGAGGUUUCUGUAGAUGAAUUUUAUGAACAAUUGGAAAUCUAUGAUCUACGUAAACAAAUGCUUGUUAAAGAAGAUAAAGAAAUUCAAAUGGAAUUAGAACGUUUAGAUAGGGAAAGAAAUUUACAUAUACGUGAAAUUAAACGAAUUUCAAAUGAAGAUGCAUCACGUUUUAAAGAUCAUCCAUUGUUGAAUGAACGUUAUCUAUUGCUUAAUUUACUUGGGAAAGGUGGAUUCUCUGAAGUACACAAGGGUUUUGAUCUUGUCGCUAAUCGUUAUGUUGCUUGUAAAAUUCAUCAACUCAAUCCUGCUUGGCCUAAGGAUAAAAAAGAUAAUUAUAUAAAACAUGCACUUAGAGAAAUUGAGAUUCAUAAAACGCUGAAUCAUCCAAGAAUAGUAAAAGUUUUCGAUGUAUUCGAUAUUGAUCAUGAUGCUUUUUGCACAGUACUUGAAUACAGUGAAGGCAAUGAUCUAGAUUUCUUCCUUAAGCAGAAUAAAAGUAUCCCUGAACGUGAAGCCAAGUCAAUUAUCUGUCAAGUGGUAUCUGCUUUAAAGUAUUUAAAUGAACGUAAACCCCCGGUAAUCCAUUAUGAUUUGAAACCAGGAAAUAUUCUCUUGGGUUCUGGUCAAGUUGCUGGUGAAAUUAAAAUCACUGAUUUUGGUUUAAGUAAAUUAAUGACAGAGGAUAAAUAUAAUCCAGAGACUGGAAUGGAUUUAACAUCACAAGGUGCUGGCACUUAUUGGUAUUUACCACCGGAAUGUUUUGAAACAGGCCGUGAACCGCCGAAAAUUUCAUCAAAAGUUGAUAUUUGGUCUGUUGGUGUAAUAUUCUUUCAGUGUUUAUUUGGUAAAAAGCCAUUUGGUCAUAAUAUGUCUCAGGCUGAUAUCCUACAUGAGAAUACAAUUCUUCAUGCCCGGUCUAUUGUAUUCCCGUCGACAACAAAAGUUAGCGAUGGUGCAAAGGAAUUUAUCCGUAAAUGUUGUACGUAUCGAAAAGAUCUUCGACCGGAUGUCUUUCAACUUUGUAAUGAUGACUAUUUAAAGCCUAAAGCACAAUUAAAGCAUUAUCUUGAUACAUCUUCACUUCCUGGUCCUAUUCCACUCGGUAUAACAACAACUCCUCCGCCUUCCAGUUGUAUUGGUGCCUCUAUUAUUCCCAAUGUCGGCGGUGGUAAUCCUCCAUGUCUACUCUCUGGCUACCAAACAAACAAUAAUAAUAACAACAAUAAUAACCAUAAUAACAGUAGCGUGAACAGUGGUGUUGCCCAACCUCAAUCACAACAUAUCCUUCAACAACAAACUACAUCGUUUUCUGUACUUCAAAGUCAAGCGGUGGCAGCUACGCCAUCUUUACAACCAUUGACAUUACCUCCACAAAGUUAAGCGCAUCAGUAACAACAACGGCAACCGACGAUAACCACAAAGAAAUGCGUUCCCUUGUUCAGUAAUUAGUUGUCGCAACGCCCCCCACCCCCAACCAAGCAAAGCAAUCUGACUUACUCUUUCCAAUAUUGAUUAUUGUGGAUGUGUUGGAACUUGAAAAGAUUUACACACACACUGCUGGCCGCCCCUCCCCUUCCACUGUUAUUCAUGUGUAAACGUAUAUACAUAUAUGUGUACUCAUGUCACCAUUGAGUCAUACUUUUAGCACUUGUGUAUAGUUAAUUUCUCCUAUUAUACAUUAUUAUUACUAUUGCUAUUAUCAUUAUUAUCAUUAAUAAUACUAUUAUCAUUAAUCAGAAACUUGUAUUUAUAUAUUUGUGUGUAUGCGUGUACAAGGCAUUAACGUGUUCUUUCUGUAAGUGUGUGUGUGUGUGGAUGGGUGGGUGUGGUUAUCUAUCUAUCGAUCCAUUUGUGGGGUGUUCUCCCUCCCUCCCUCUCUCUAUUUUCUUCAGUUUUUUUUGUGCAAAAGAGUGUAUUCCCCUUAUCCCCAACCCAUCCCACCAUCAUUGUGUAUUCUUCCCUCUCGCCGCCCCUCUAUCUCUCUCUGUCUCUCAUAGUGUCUUUUACGGUUUGUCGUCUCUUGGUUUUUCUACGAUUGUACCACAACUUCUCUCUCUCUCUCCCUCUGUGAGUGCGUGCGUGUCGGUUAGUAUCUACAGCACACUCUUCUCAUUCCCUUUUUUGUAUGUGUAAUUUUUGUAUUAUUAUUAUUAUUACUAAACUACAGAAGGCACCGAAUGCUUCACCUCGAAAGGAACAAUCACAUUCGGUUUAUUUUGUAACAACUAUGUGUGACAUACUGUGUUGUGCUCUAUGAUUUUUUUGAUUUUCUUUUUGUUCGUUUUUCAAUAUAUAUUCCUUUCCUGUGUAGUAUACUCUCAAAUGUGUGUGUAUGUGCGCAUGUGUGUGUGCGUGUUUACGUUUGUGUUUGUGUCAGUGUGUGUAAUACUCAGCCUCCUUGAGGCGUUUCAAAAACACACUUUUCUCCUCCUCUAUCGCCGUUGUCGUCGCACGCGUACACGCACGCACACACAUGCAUGCAUACAUACAUACCACCAUUUUAGAUUGAUCUAUAUAUAUAUAUAUGUGUGUGUAUUGUAAUUUUGUUUUCCCAUCCUCGCGCGUUCUUUCUGUUUUUUUAGUAAUCUUUGUUCUCCUCUUCUACACUCUCCCCCCCCCUCCAACACCACACACACCACACCACUCACUAUUUCUGAUCAAAAAGCCUAGAUAUUGAAUUUUUCAAUGUUUCUUCAAAUAUAUGCAAUAAUAAUCAUAUUAUAAA
Trichobilharzia regenti is the source of this 5039-nucleotide messenger RNA. NCBI's taxonomy places the organism in Eukaryota, Metazoa, Platyhelminthes, Trematoda, Strigeidida, Schistosomatidae. The record is from the annotation of a GenBank genome assembly.